AUGGAGAUUGUGAAAUCGAAGCGUAGUUCGGUUGUUGAUAAUCGUUANGGCAUCACAUACCCUUUCGAGUACGCGAAAACCAGCAGUCAACUACGGUCCCAAGGAAAACAAGGGAAUGCUUUCCAAGCACUUCGCAGUGUAGUGACAACUCAAGGACUGUCUGGUAUCUAUACGGGUUGCAGUGCAUUGAUCGUCGGUACUGCGCUAAAAGCUGGCGUUCGCUUUCUUGCAUUCGAUACCAUCAAAGCCCAGCUUGCAGAUGAGAAUGGAAAACUGUCGACAUCCGGCGGAAUCCUGGCUGGAAGUGUAGCAGGAGCUGUAGAGAGUGUUCUGGCUGUGACACCGACUGAGCGGAUCAAGACUGCUCUUAUCGACGAUGGCAAGGGCGCCAAACGAUUUCGUUCUACACCUCACGCAGUCGGCAUCCUGAUACGUGAACAAGGCCUUGUAGGAUUGUACCGAGGUCUAGUAAGCACGACCAUCAAGCAAUCAGCCACUUCAGCAGUCAGGAUGGGAUCAUACAAUACGCUCAAGACUCGGUACACCAGCUAUAUCGGACACGCGCCAAAGACGACGCCCGAAACAUUCGCAAUCGGUGCAUGCGCAGGAUUGAUCACUGUAUAUGCAACUCAGCCAUUCGAUACGAUUAAAACUCGCACACAAAGCAGUCAAGGUGAGACGCUAUUGCGAGCUGCCAGGGGCAUUUGGGUUGAUAGUGGUAUUGUGGGUUACUGGAAAGGAAGCGCCCCGAGACUCGGCAGACUGCUUCUUUCUGGUGGAAUUGUCUUCUCUGUCUAUGAGAGGAUCUUGAGUUUUGUGUCUUGA
Aureobasidium musti is the source of this 825-nucleotide messenger RNA. Lineage: Eukaryota; Fungi; Ascomycota; Dothideomycetes; Dothideales; Saccotheciaceae. The record is from the annotation of a GenBank genome assembly.